AUGCCGAAAUCAAAGAAGAAUGCUGCUGCUGCAUCGGAGAAGGUUUCCGGGGCGAGGAGGCCACGGGGAAGACCUCGUUCUUCUUCUGCUUCAAGGCCCAGCCGACGCCGUUCGGGGGCUGCAGUCUCUGAGGCUCCGCCGAUGCCGGCUCCUACGUAUGCCGUUCCUGCCGCACCUUUAAGAUGGACUGCCACCGGUCCAGGGAGGCCUGCCAAGUCCAGCUGCACCGCCUGUAGCUCCAAAGUUUGCCCAUGCAACAGCGCGGCUUUGGAUAUUCCAGCGCCGAAGCACGGUCGCUCCUCCCAGCAUAACCAGCGAGCCCCAUCUCUCGGUUUCCGACUUGCGUGUCCAUUUGCACACAAGCGCUCCGCAUUGGACUGGUGGAGGCACGUAGCGCAGAACCUGCCAAAAUGGGGACCGCCACCAACCCCUGACCAGGAGGUGACGCUACCACCGAGUCCGUCGACUGACACUACCCGGGAGGACCCACCGGCCGGGGUGGGUGGUCAGUUAGCCGAGGAGGGACCACUACCAGUUCAGACGGGGAAGGGGACACUGCCACCGGAGGCGACGGCGGCUGCCGCCCCAGAAGGACCGGGCAGCGAGGACGCCGGAUCCGAUGCAGAAUUGGCCGAGCCCGAAGGGGGACAGCCCUCUUCACCACCAUUGUGCUGGCUCCUGGGAGAGUCACCCGGGGUGGCCGGAAGAUAA
Molecule: messenger RNA, 711 nt
Organism: Patiria miniata (bat star)
Lineage: Eukaryota; Metazoa; Echinodermata; Asteroidea; Valvatida; Asterinidae
Product: serine/threonine-protein kinase LMTK3-like
Exons: 3
Coding region: 1-711 (236 amino acids)
Source: RefSeq, a predicted model, not a curated record